This is a messenger RNA of Acaulospora morrowiae, 138 nucleotides long. Lineage: Eukaryota; Fungi; Glomeromycota; Glomeromycetes; Diversisporales; Acaulosporaceae. The record is from the annotation of a GenBank genome assembly.
GCGGUAAUAUCUUCCGCCGGAUUACCUUGUCAUGUGUGGAACAUUCCUACGAUAAAUUCUAAUGAGACGAUGAUAUCAGAAGUUCAGAUAACCGGAGAACUCAUUACGAAUGAAUCAGACGAAAUGGCAACAAAGUAG